AUGCAGCAGCUGGAAGCACCCAACAACUUUCUCUCAAAACAACCUCCAAUGGCUAAAACCCUCCCAACCCUCCACCUCCUCCUCCUCCUCCAAUGUCCCCUCCCUCCCUCCUCAAAUUACCUCACUACCCUCGGCCUCGGCUACGCCAUAGCCAUCGCCCUCGGCUUCCUCGUCCUUCUCUCCACCCUCCUCCUCGCCUCCUACAUCUGCUGCCGCGUCUCCCGCCGCUCCCAGGCCCAAGCCCAAACCCGAACCCGACAAACCCAACGAAACCCCAACAGCUCCGAGGGAGUCAUCCUCCCCAGCAUCAUCUUCGUCGCCGAGGGCGACGACCUCGAGAACCCCGAAAACUCCGUGGCGGGGCUCCACCACAACGUCAUCAACUCCUACCCGAAAUUCCCGUUCUCCAAAGCUCUCGGCGGUGGCGAUGCGUCCACGUGUUCCAUCUGCCUCUGCGAGUAUCGCGAGUUCGAGAUGUUAAGGAUGAUGCCCGAGUGCCGCCACCACUUCCACCUGUUGUGUCUCGACGCGUGGCUCAAGCUCAACGGCUCCUGCCCCGUCUGCCGCAACUCGCCGCUGCCGACGCCACUGUCGACGCCGCUGCAGGAGGUGGUGCCGCUCAGCCAGUACGCCGCCGAUCGGAGGUGGAGGAGGUGAUGGGUUUUUGUUUUGUUUUGGUUAGUGGGUUUUUAUGGGUUUUUGAUUCUUAGUUUUGGGUCUGUGUUAGAUUUGGAGAAUUGGAGUGGAUUGUAAAUUUGUAGGGGGUGAGGAUUUAAGAGUUUGUUUUGUUGUAUCAUAGUUUUACCCUUCAUUUUGUGAUGGUAAAGCUUUUGGGUUUCUUAGACUCCAAGCUUUAUUUGUACCAAUUCUAAUGAUUUUUUCAUUUUAGGACCUUGAAUUCACUCAAAGGAUUCAUCUUCAGCUCAAAUGAACAAGCUUUAGCUUCGACUUGGUCAUUCUUGCUUGUUAGUUUUGACCUUGUACCAAGUUCUGAAAAUUCAGGUUUAGAAGUUGAUAUAACAGUGAUCUGCAACUGGGUUUUGUGCAAUGAUUUUCUGAUUGUGGUUUUGGCCU
Argentina anserina (silverweed cinquefoil) is the source of this 1074-nucleotide messenger RNA. Its product is annotated as RING-H2 finger protein ATL68-like. The record is from RefSeq and is a predicted model, not a curated record. NCBI's taxonomy places the organism in Eukaryota, Viridiplantae, Streptophyta, Magnoliopsida, Rosales, Rosaceae. Gene Ontology annotation, molecular function: transferase activity. Gene Ontology annotation, biological process: protein ubiquitination.